This is a messenger RNA of Ceratotherium simum simum (southern white rhinoceros), 1979 nucleotides long. NCBI's taxonomy places the organism in Eukaryota, Metazoa, Chordata, Mammalia, Perissodactyla, Rhinocerotidae. The record is from RefSeq and is a predicted model, not a curated record.
UCCCCUUUUUCUCUGCUGACUUAGCAGCGUGCCAGGCGUGCAGAGAUUAAUCAGUGACAGGAAGGUGCCUCUUUCGGAGUAGUGACGGACUGUGGUCAGGAGACCCUCUGCAAGCCCAGCCCCAGGAGCCUGUCCCAUUUCCUGCCUGCUGCUCACCCACCUGCUCCUGCCAUGGGGCGACUCAUGGCCCUGCUCUUCCUGCUGGGGAGCCCGGGGGCUCUCGCUGAGAUCUGCGAAAUACCAAAUGUGGACAGCAAGCUGGUGGAGCGGCUGGGCCAGCGCCUCUUGCCUUGGAUGGAUCAGCUCUCCCAGGAGCACCUGAACCCCAGUAUCUAUGUGGGCCUGCGCCUCUCCAGCAUGCAGGCUGGGGACAAGGAGGCCUUCUACCUGCACAGCCUCAAGCUCAAUUACCAGCAGAACCUCCUGGGUGUUGUUAAUUGGUCUACCGGCAGCAAUGACCACAGUGACCGUGAAGCCAAGCCCACCAUGGGCCAGCUGGCCCUCUACAUGCUCGCUCUCAGGGCCAACUGUGAGUUGGCCAGGAGCCACAAGGGGGACAAGCUGGUCUCACAGCUGAAGCGGUUCCUGGAAGAUGAGAAGAAUGCCAUUGGGCACAAUCACAAAGGCCAUCCCCACACCAGCUACUACCAGUACGGCCUGAGCAUCCUGGCCCUGUGUGUCCACCAGAAGCGAGUCCAUGACCGCGUGGUGGGCAAGCUCCUACAUGCCGUGGAGCACGACCGGCGUCUCCACCAGGAUCACCUCUCUGUGGACACAGCAGCCAUGGCAGGCUUGGCCUUCACCUGUCUGGAGCGCUCCAACUUGAACCCUGAUCUGAGAAACAGGAUCACCUUGGCUCUCAGGACAGUGAGAGAGAAGAUCCUGAAGGCCCAGACCUCAGAGGGCCACUUUGGGAAUGUCUACAGCAGCCCUCUGGCGCUGCAGUUGCUGAUGACCUCCCCCAUGCGUGGUGUACAGCUGGGCAAAGCAUGCCUCAAGGCGAGGGCUGCUCUGUUGGCCAGUCUGCAGGACGGGGCCUUCCAGAGUGUUCUCAUGAUUUCCCAGCUGCUGCCCGUCCUGAACCACAAAAGCUAUGUGGAUCUCAUCUCCCCAGACUGCCUAGCACCAAGAGCCAUGUUGGAACCAGUUAUGGAGACCCCUUCACAGACUCAAGUCUCAGAGGUCAUCAGGGUCACGCUGAAGGUCCCCAGUGUCUUGCCACCGUACAGACAUUCCAUCACUGUCCCUGCUGGGUCCUCCUUGGAAGAUGUCCUGAAGAAGGCCCAGGAGCUCGGAGGAUUCAUGUAUGGAACACAGUCUUCCUUGUCAGGCCCCUACCUGACCUCCGUGAUGGGGAAAGAAGUUGGGAAACAUGAGUUCUGGCAACUCCUCCGAGCCCCCGACAUGCCUCUGCUACAAGGGAUUGCUGAUUACACACCCAAGGAUGGAGAAACCAUCGAGCUGAGGCUGGUUAGCUGGUAGCCUCAGGGCUCACCCACCCCAGCAGCCUUGCACACUCCCUGGGCAUCCCUGUAAUAGGCACGUGCCUGACCCUGCUGCCACCUCAUGUGCACUUGGAGCAAUGUCCCCCGGAUGACCCCAGCCACCACCCCUGCGAAGGUCCUAAGCCACCACCCACCCUGGAGCAGGGAGCCAAGCACCUCCCCUGGGAGGUCUGUCUGCCAGGGCCUGGCCCAGCUGGCCCCGCAGGUGUCCCAUGAAGGCCACUCAUAGUCGGAAGGGCACAAGGCCUCUCAGACUCCUCAGCACAAGGAGAGGAAGUCCACCAGCCGCUGGCGUUGUGAGUACCGCCCAUUCUGGGUCCUGCAAGGAGAUCUCUGUGGCCCGGGGGCUGUGGUCCUGACCCCAGCUCUCCACUACGCUGUCAGGGAGGUGGCCCCAGAGCUGGCAAUGUAGCUGGCGAGGGCUCUGCAGGACUGCUCAAAGCCCACCAACCAAAUGAUUAAAGCAUUGAUUGU